UGGGAGAAACUGGAGUCAACCACCACCACCAGCAGUGUGUGUGUGUCUAUGAGAGAGUGUGUGUGAGCCUCAGGACCAGAUAUUACUGACUAACCUGUUUGUUUGUCACGUUAACAUGCAUCACCCGGUCCGAGUGUCGAUCCCGUCGUUUCGGUCAGAAAACAACUCGAUCGAGAAAGGAUACACGGUCUUCAGAAUUGAUGUGCUGAUGAACGGCAGACAACAUUCUGUUGAGAAACGUUACAGUGAAUUCCACACUUUGCAUAAAAUGCUAAAGAAGAGCAUAAAGCCACCUGAGAUCCCCUCCAAACAUGUUAGAAACUGGGUUCCCAAAGUCCUGGAGCAGAGGAGACAUGGUCUGGAGCUCUACCUGCAGACUAUAAUUAUGGAAAAUGGAGUUCUCCCAAAGAUAUUCCUGGAUUUCCUGAAUAUCCGCCAUUUUCCUUCAGUGCCAAAAACAGAAAGCUGUGGGUCAUUUGAUACAGAAUCAGAGGAAUCAAGUAAACUUUCACAUCAGCCGGUCUUGCUGUUUCUGAGAGACCCCUACCUGCUGCCGUCUGCUCACGAUUCAUUCUCAAACGUUGUGAUCGAAGGUGUGGUACAUGGAGUUUUCUACCCAGAUCUUCAACCAAGGUAGAGCUGCUGACAGGGAUCUGAGGGCACAUCAUUGCAAAAAGAUGCUCCGUGUUUUCACACCAUUUUUCGGUGUGCGUCAGGAGGGACAUGACAUGUUUAGAUACACUGAGCCUCAUUUACAUUCUCCAAAGCAUAAAACAAAAAUCCAUACAUUUCUUUUCUUCUUUCAGUAAAUCACUGGUACUUCAUUUAAAACCCUUACACCCACUAACGUCUGCACCAUCACUAUCAGUUGUUUUUUUAAAUAAUCAAAACUAGUGGAUUUGAAUCCUAACAAAAUAGUUUUAGGAAGCAACUUCUGUCAGCUAUAAAAUAUAACUAUAUGUGAAACAGUUUAGCAGGUUAACAUAGAUGUUUUUAGGCAUUAGAAUCAAAAUAAUGAAUGACUAUAAAGAUUUUUUUCAGAUUACAGCAAAUAACUGCAGACAAAGCAAUGAAUGAAAUCACAGGAUCCACUGGAAGUAGAGAUAAAAGGCAGAUCAAAGUAGGGGAAGUGCUCUUUUUUGAGGGCUUUUACUAAGUAAAUACCAGAAGUUGAAACCCUGGGGAACCAGAGAGGAAAUGCUGAUGCCAGCUGGACUGAAGGUUAAUUUACCAGACACAGAGGAGGCCUGUAAAGGACAGAGCACAGGGCUGGAGUGUGGAGCUGGAGCCUGGCCUGCACACAGGGAGGUGCCACUCCCUUUGUAGCACCAGCGCUGUGGUUUUUGAAUUUGCUCUGAGCUGCCAAAUGGAGCCGUGCAAGGGAGUGCAGUGGGUCAGCGUGGAGCAAUUUUGAGCGUGUUUGUGCAUUCUCGGGGAGCUGACGGCUAUGUGCCACAUGUAAGGGUGGAAAUGAUUUGAGUUGUGAUGUGGAUCUUUUACUGAGCAUCAGAUGUUUGAGGAGGAGUGCUGCAGUGUUUGCUACUGAGCUCUGUGGGGCUUCUGGAGGAGCCGUUUGGUUAGGUGUUGAGCUUCAGGUUUUGGGCACAAAGCCAUUUUGAAAUGUAACCAUGACAGACAGAAAUAUGUGGCACAACUUGUGAGUUAGGAAUGACAUGUUAAAGGAAUACUUCACCCCCCAAAUGAUCGCUUGUAUAACAGUUACUCACUCUGUGUUACAUCGACUUUGUGAAUAAAACACUGUUUUCCUGGCAUGCCUCCGGUUAGUGAAAAAUCUAAAAACUGAGAAAAUUCUUCAUAAAUUGAAGUCGUAAGGGACUGCGUUUUAAAACAGCAAACUCUCACACAACUCAUGCAGAAUAAUCCAAGUCUCAUCUAUCCAGUCGUAUGCUCAGUACGUCCCAAACAGACAGCCCUUUCCAAUGGGGAGCUGAAUUUAAAGUGAACCUUAUCUAUGCUCUCUUAAAACCCAGACUCCAUUGACAAAAACACUAAUUUUGCCUCGCUGAACACGGGAGCUGCUGGUCUACCGCUGC
Molecule: messenger RNA, 2054 nt
Organism: Epinephelus lanceolatus (giant grouper)
Lineage: Eukaryota; Metazoa; Chordata; Actinopteri; Perciformes; Serranidae
Gene: snx24
Product: sorting nexin 24
Molecular function (GO): phosphatidylinositol phosphate binding
Source: RefSeq, a predicted model, not a curated record